Caenorhabditis bovis is the source of this 462-nucleotide messenger RNA. The record is from the annotation of a GenBank genome assembly. NCBI's taxonomy places the organism in Eukaryota, Metazoa, Nematoda, Chromadorea, Rhabditida, Rhabditidae.
AUGAAAAUAAACGAACAUGAGAAAAUCUUAUCCGAAAAAAUAAUUCUUGUUCCUUAUGAGACGACCCAUGUCCUAAAAUAUCACCAAUGGAUGGAAGACGAAGAGAUUCGUCGGUUAACCGGUUCCGAGAGACUUACGCUGGAAGAAGAAUAUGAAAUGCAGCGAAGUUGGAGAAAUGAUGAGGAUAAACUCACGUUUAUUAUAUUAUCAAAAAUAUGUUUUGAAAAGACAGAAGAUGAGACUGAGAGCAUGAUCGGUGAUGUCAAUUUAUUCAUAAAUUCAGAAGAAAAAAGUGCAGAAGUUGAGAUAAUGAUAGCUGAAAAAUCAGCACGAGGAAAAGGAAUUGCUCAUGAAGCUGUUUCGCUUAUUAUUUCUUAUGCGAUUCAGAAACUUGGAAUCCGCAAAUAUUUUGUAAAAAUUACGGAUGACAACGCUGCUAGCCUUCAUUUGAAUUCACUCUAG